This is a messenger RNA of Solanum stenotomum, 368 nucleotides long. Its product is annotated as probable LRR receptor-like serine/threonine-protein kinase At1g07650. The transcript is spliced from 2 exons. The record is from RefSeq and is a predicted model, not a curated record. Bases 28 to 327 code for a protein of 99 amino acids. Lineage: Eukaryota; Viridiplantae; Streptophyta; Magnoliopsida; Solanales; Solanaceae.
GUUUUGCAGGUUGGAGCAUUAAGGAAAAUGUCAGCAUUAUUACAUGAUUUCAGUAUUUCUUCUUAUCUGCUUAUCUUAGUCCUCUGCUCUCUAGUACAAAUCAUUGAAGCACAAAGUUACAGUCGUCUUCUUCCUCAACAAGAAAAGAAUGCUCUAAAAGAAAUAGCGGAGCAGAUGGAUAAAAAGGACUGGGAUUUUGAUUUGAAUCCUUGUGAUGGCAAUACAAAUUGGACUACACCAAAAAUUGACAAGAUAUCGAUGUAUGUCAACAAUGUAACCUGCAAUUGCUCUACCCCUGAUGGUUUCUGUCAUGUACAAAGCAUGUGAGACUUCUUCCUUAAAAAUUUGGUUCUUCUUAUUUGCCCCCA